Messenger RNA from Symbiodinium necroappetens, 2103 nucleotides. The record is from the annotation of a GenBank genome assembly. Lineage: Eukaryota; Dinophyceae; Suessiales; Symbiodiniaceae.
AUGCCGCCGAAGGCGAAACCUGGUGCAAAAGCAACUGCGAAGCCGGCAGCGGCCAAGGCCAAAGCCGCCAGUUCUCCAGAACCCAUCGCACCAGUCAAUUCACCUGGGCCAGACAAGCUGUCCGUGUUUGAUGCUGAGACAAAUCUGAAUUUCAUCGAAGAUGACGAUUGGGCGGCCCUUGCAAGCACGGAGACCCCGAGCAGCACCGUGGGGAAGGUGCUCGAAGCGCUUCUCACACUGCUCGGUGACACGGAUGCCGCGAGCUGGGCAACAGCGGCCACGGCCCUCGACAAGCCCGAAGAACUAGUGCGCGAGAUCCGUGCAUUGGGCCCUUUGGGAUGUAGUCGGCUGCAGCUGCAGAGGGCAGCUGCCGUGAUCUCAGAGGCAGAUUUGGGAAGCCUCAUGGCUACGACAUCUACGACAGCGCCUCCGCCAAAGGCGAAGGCGAAGGCGGCUAAGGCCAAGGCGGCGGAGCCUUCAGCCCUGCCGCCUCGGCCGCAGGAGGGCGCACUGCGGGCGGCACUCGCACUGGCACAGCUGGUCGAAUCGUAUGUGGCGCCAGCAGAGAGCCCGUUUUCCAAGUUUCCGAUGGAGUGGCCAGCGGUGCCAUUCAGAGACCUUCACAGGAACCUGCAACAUGCUCUGCACUCGAAGCAGCAUGCAUGUCUGAUUUGCGGCAGCAAGCUGGCUACCAAAGCUGUCAGCCAGUACCUGCAGCUCUGUGAUGCGGGGAUGGUCAACGUGUGUCAGCUCCAAGUUCAGGUGCAGCUGGCCAAGGCGAUGCCACCAGACAUAGCUCGCACAACGCUUGGAAGCGCAUUGAAGGAAGCACUUGCUCGAGGAUCACGCCUCGCGCUGCAACUGGGGACUUCCCCACCGAACUUGCGCAGAUUCUGUGACUCACAGAUGCCUAUCGAAGCCUUCGAGCAUGAGAAGACCAGUGAGGUCGCACGGACACUCGGCCUGGAAGCCGCGGAAGCUCCCGACUUUCAGAUGGUUCUCCUUGUUGAAAUGUCCAAGGGAACGGCUGAAAAGGCUCUGCCACAGGUGCUCCCCGGUUUCGACGAGAUGGCCGUCAUGCUUGUGGAUGACGCAACCCUGCCAUCCAACAGCCAACUGGACGAAGCAAGCAAAAGACCUACGUCCCUAAGAUCAGCGCUGAGCCUCCUAGCCGUGGAUGCAGCGAAGACCGCAGCACCCACUGCCCCGACUGAAGCUCCAGUAGCCUUUUCGGAGGGCGUAGUGGUCAACGAAAUCGAUUUCGAGUACAUGGAAAAGUUUGGAGACGACUGGCAAGAGCGCUGGCUGCUCGGGCCCUCGGAGCAGGACGAGAGCGGCAAGGAAAUCCGAAAGGGUUUGAUUUCGGCAAAGCUGGUGAAAUAUCCAUCCAACCCCAAGGAUGCAAAGAUGUGCCUGCAGCUGAUGGGAGGGGCUGCGAACGCACCAUGCACUGGCAUUUGGACUUCCUUCACUCCGCUCAUCAGGCCAACGGAGGUAGAAUUUGAGUUCACCGUGAAUGGGAAGGUUGACAUGCCAAAUGCAUGCCUGGUGUUUACGGAGAAACCCUUCGAGGGAGCUUUGCCGGACUGCAAAGUGGGAGUGCAAUUCACGGUCCGUGGAGGCAUGCAGCUUUGUGGAGGUGGAGGAAACUUGGUGAGGAUUAGCAAUGAUGGAAAGAUUCAGAACGACAAGUGGAACAAGGUCCUCAUAAAGAUCGAUUGGGCUGACAAAAUUGCCGUGGCUCAAGUGGACACCCGAGGCAAGGGAUACGCACCAGCAAUCCAGACAGUGCCUUUCAGGGAUCCUACUUGCUGCGGAUUCGGUGCCCUGUUCAUCUACAACACCGACACCCAGGCUACCUGUUGGUUCAGCGAGCUCCGAGUGAAGCAACACCAGCAGGACAUGGCCAUGAGCGGCAACGAUGCCUUAGAUGCACGCAGAGAGCUUGCCGAAAGAAUGAAGCAGAGAGAGUACCAAAUGGCUGUGGAUGCUGAUAUGGAAGUUGGCAUGAAAAUGGGUGCCAUCAAGUCAACGACAUGCCAUGGGAUGAACUUGGCCAUGGAACAGGCUGCAAACAACUCCAGCGGCCAUGCCUUGGGAUGA